Messenger RNA from Piliocolobus tephrosceles (Ugandan red Colobus), 1192 nucleotides. RefSeq names its product LY6/PLAUR domain containing 5 (gene LYPD5). The transcript has 5 exons. Bases 82 to 837 code for a protein of 251 amino acids. NCBI's taxonomy places the organism in Eukaryota, Metazoa, Chordata, Mammalia, Primates, Cercopithecidae. Gene Ontology annotation, cellular component: plasma membrane. The record is from RefSeq and is a predicted model, not a curated record.
GAUGCUUAGGACUCUGUAGGGAGAACCAGCCAGGCAGCACAUCACAGCGGGAGGAGCUCUCCCAGGUGGCGCAGCUCAGCAAUGGCAAUGGGGGUCCCCAGAGUCAUUCUGCUCUGCCUCUUUGGGGCUGCACUCUGCCUGACAGGGUCCCAAGCCCUGCAGUGCUACAGUUUUGAGCACACCUACUUUGGCCCCUUUGACCUCAGGGCCAUGAAGCUGCCCAGCAUCUCCUGUCCUCGCGAGUGUUUUGAGGCUAUCCUGUCUCUGGACACCGGGUAUCGCGCGCCGGUGACCCUGGUGCGGAAGGGCUGCUGGACCGGGCCGCCUGCCGGCCAGACGCAAUCGAACCCGGACGCGCUGCCACCAGACUACUCGGUGGUGCGCGGCUGCACAACUGACAAGUGCAACGCCCACCUCAUGACUCAUGACGCCCUCCCCAACCUGAGCCAAGCACCCGAUCCACCGACGCUCAGCGGCGCCGAGUGCUACGCCUGUAUCGGGGUCCAUCAGGAUGACUGCGCUAUCAGCAGGUCCCGACGGGUCCAGUGUCACCAGGACCAGACCGCCUGCUUCCAGGGCAAUGGCAGAAUGACAGUCGGCAAUUUCUCAGUCCCUGUGUACAUCAGAACCUGCCACCGGCCCUCCUGCACCACUGAGGGCACCACCAGCCCCUGGACAGCCAUCGACCUCCAGGGCUCCUGCUGUGAGGGGCACCUCUGCAACAGGAAAUCCAUGACCCAGCCCUUCAACAGUGCUUUGGCCACCACCCCUCCCCGAGCAGUACAGGUCCUGGCCCUGCUCCUCCCGGUCCUCCUGCUGGUGGGACUCUCAGCAUAGACUGCCCCUCCAGGAUGCUGGGGACAGGGUUCACACACCUCCUUCUUGCUGCUUCAGCCCCUAUCACAUAGCUCACUGGAAAACGAUGUUAAAAUAAGAAUUGCACUCCUGUCCCUCUGGCCUUCCAUCUCUCCCUCCCUCGUGCCCCCCUGGUCAACAGGACUGGAAGAAACUGGACACAGUCACCAGUAUCCCAGGGGAGGGCAAAACAGCCAUGUCCUGCCCUGAUGAAGAGCAAUUCUCAUCACAGCUGUUACUUACUGAGCACCAGGCACCCUGUAACACGGCUUCCUGUGCUCUCCCUCCAGAGCUUGUCGCAGCUCUAGGAGGGAGCUAUACAUUGAUGUCUUGAUUA